AAUUGUUUACUUCGGAUAUUAUAUUGUCGACUGUAUACUUCUCCGACUACUGUCGGGGCAUCGCCAUCGGAGUCUCGGGUCAUGGAGAAACUAUUGGAAACUAUUGGAAUGGAAACCCUACAAGAAGCAGGAGGAUGUUCAUCAACUUCUAUAGAAUCUAUGGUUGGGAGAAAGGGUACCAGGAAGAGAAAGAAAAUCACUCGUGCAGAUAGAGAAACAGACACCUCUCCACAGCCAAAACCAAAGAAGGUGAAAAACGCAACAGGUAAACCCUUUUGUUGUGACAGCUGCGGUUCUCGAUUUGUUGUGAAUCCACUUCGACGUAAACCCGGUCAGAGUUCCAAGGGCAAGGCAACGCCUCGUUAUGUGGUAGAUCAAGAGAGCCAGAAACUCCUGACUCUCUGCAAUGCAUGUGGCAUUAAAAUGGAGAGAAAGAGCAGGGCGCCCCCUCGUGACCCGCCGCCGUCAGUGGAGGAUAAGCAGCGUUACUACGAGAGUGCACAACACUUUGCCGCUUCGUUGGUUGAAGGGCUUGGGGAGCCCGAUGCCGAAAAGUUGACGUGUCCAGUUUACAACACCAAACCCUGUGGUUGCAUUCAAAAGUUCAUCAUUGGGGAAGGUGACAGAGAAGAAUCCAAGAAGCGAGCCAUUCAGCUGCUGAGCAUUCUUAAAGAUGCCAAACGUCUCAGGGAGAAGAAGUUCUACAACCGAGAAGAGGUUCUGAGCAAAGGCAAAGGGCAAAGGAAGGUUGGUCUAGGUAACGGUCAUCGCAAAGCCAAGGAGUACGAGGACUUUGUGCUCGCAAACAGGAAGAUCCUUCGUGGUGACUUACGGAUGUGCGAGCGUGCAACGCAGCGUAUCCUUCUCUACUCCAACAACUUCCUGCACAAGCGCUUGAAAACGGACCCCCAGAAUCGCACCCAGAGGCUGCAGCGAACCAAGGGGCAGGCUGCACUGGGCAAACUUGUGGACGUGGAGAAGCUAUCUGAGCAAACGUGCUGCUUGGAGAAGUGUGUGCUGUUGGCACGUACACACAGUCUGCUUCUGAAUCAGUGGAGGGACAGAGCAAUCUCUGGGCAGACGGAGGCUAGGAAAGUUCUUGCUGAGAUGCUUACACCUUCAGGUCAGGGAUCCAACUGCGCCCGUUUCAUCGCCAUGGUAACAGGCAGCAGCAUCACCACCAUCGCCAGGGUCAAGGACCAGAUGUGCAAGACGGGCGGGGACCGGGAGCCGCCCCAGCACGGCCUCAAAAAGUACUGGAAGAACCACCCCAGGAGCAAGACCUUGGGUCUGCUUGGGGAGGAUGGUGAGGUGCUCCAGGGCUCCAGGGCGGGGUCAGCAGAAGCUGGAGCCGGGCAGGCCGGAGCGCAAGGAUCUCUCAUGACCGUGGCACAACUGAUAGAGCAACAGGAUCAGUUGAAAAGGUUGCAGCAACAACUGGAGGAACAGCAGCAACAAGUCAGACAACAGCAGAGACUUGUAGAGCAACAAUUAAUACAACAUCAGCUGAGGCAAAAUAGGCAACUGAAACAACAGGCUGCCUUGGCUGAAGCGCAGAGGAAGGUCACACGUCAGAUACGAGCUGGAAACUUGCCUGGUAGCUCAAAGUCAAGUACAAGCAAUACUGCUACCGCCCAUCCUACAGCACAGAACAUGUCAACAAACAGAGGGACGAAUCCGUCUACUCUAACGAUGCAGCCUCUAACAGCCGAUCAGCAAGGCCGUAUCUAUGUACAAUCCCCUGUAUCUACCAACCAGCCAGCUCAAUCUACAGCAACACAGUCUCAGCCAUCCAAUCAGCAUGUGCCUACUAUUGUAGGCAUGACUAUAGAGCAACAACAACAGCAACUCCAACAGCAACAUCCCCUGACAGCUACAGUGGCAGGACUAGAGGGCAUCGAUGCCAAGCUGUUGCAGCAGAACUUGCAGCAGAUCCUUGUAGAACUGCAGAAUCAGAUGGUGACGCAGCAGAUUCAGCAGCAGCUGAUAAACUUUGGGAUGCAGCCGGGCCCGAGUGGUGGUAGCAGUCAACCCCCGAGCUACAGCACGGCAGUUGCAGCAACAAAUAACUCCCAGGUGCUGCAGACAUCACCACCGCAACAACCACCACCACAACAACCACAGCAACAGCAGAAGACACAGAAAGAUGGUUCACAACAGACACAGAUCAUCAUACAGACUAUUCCAAGCCUGCAACCCAAUUUGUUGCUGAGUAGCAAUGGGCACGGUAUACCUGGUAGCAGUAAUAUGCCACAUUAUGUCAAUACCUCAGCAAGCGGUUCCAUGGCUCGUCUUAAAGCAGCUGAUAGUUCUCAUGUCAUGGUUCCUAUCACUCUCCAUCACCCUGGUGGCCCCAUCGCAGGAGGAGAUGCGGUCAAUGUGGAGGAGGUCAAUGUUCAACUCCAAGAAGUGGUCAUGCCUCUGUCCACCCAGGAUAGCGAAGCUUGCAACCUGGUCCUACCACGGCAGCAACAGCUUCCCACCAUCCUGCAAGGCACUAUCCAGCAACACCUAUCGAGUCUUGGCCAUCUGGCCAGCCAUUCUUCAGAUUCGGGUACAACCCGGCCAACCACCACCAUCAGCAUCGAGAGCCUGUGUGGCAACCAGCAAACAUCGCCAGGCAACAUGGGGGAUAUCGUUGUGACAGAGGUGGACGAUGGUACCCGGAUGAUGCAAGGUAGCGGCGAGGAGAGCAUCCCAUCCGCUAUCCCUCUGGUCGGAGGGGUUUCCGUAGAGACGCUCUUGUCUCCGGAGGCUCUCCAUCUCUUGAACUCAACAGGGCAGGCAUCACUGAAUGUCUCUUUAUCUUCUGCAAGGACUGUGAAGCCGAACACACCAGGGGCAGGUGCCUUGUGAGAUAACUUGUUUGGUAGGAUGUGUAUCCUCUGUUUUUAUGCCUCAGCUACAAAGUAGCCGGAAGCAUUAAGUUUUCGGGUUGUCUGUCUGUACGUCCAUACGUCCCGUUCUCGUGAUCGCAUUAUCUGAAGAACCCAUUGAUGGAUUCCUGCCAAACUUUGUUCAUGUAUGUAUCUUGCAGAGCCGAUGAAUUGAUUAGGUUCUGGGGUCUCGAGGUCAAAGGUCACAGGGCUCACCAUGUAUGCAAAAAUAACUCUUUAAUCAUGAAUUCAUAAUUGGGAGAGUCUACCUACAGGUUGAUGAUAGACUGUCCUUUGGUUAUUGACCUUCAAUUCUGUCCUUCAUGGCCAGGCAUUGCUUUUGAUUGAAUAUGAACCUGACAAAUUUAUUUUGCUGUGUUGAGAGCUUUCGCCCCAAUACAUCCAAUGCAAGUCAUUUUGUUUUUCAGUUGCCCAGUCUAGUUUCCUACAUUAUGUUUUUCUUCUUCAGAGGGACUUUAUUAUUCCAUUACAAAAUACAUAUAGACUAUUUACAAAACAAGUAAAAUGAAACAUACAUUAUAUAAUAAAUGUAUAAACAUUACAACUACAGGGUAAAGACUCCAAUAUUUGCUGAUUUUUUAGUGCUAGGGAAACUUCUCAGUUUUAUGGACAGUUUUAAGAUUAUUGAUUGUUCAACAUAUAUUGUGAAUGAUUGAGGCUGCUAUCAUGUUUUCAUGAUAUAUACUGUGUUUAUUUAUUACCAUUAGAUUUUUUUAAAAUAAGAUCAAUAAUGAUAUGAAACGAUAAGCAUCAAAGAGAAGGGAUGUUCUAAAUUAUAUAAGAUUGUUUGAACUUGUCAGUGAUAAUAUGGCCUUAUCACUUGUCAUUUUUGUGUGGCAGGCAAGUAAGAAUGCUUAAUAAAAGUUUAUAAGCUGCA
Molecule: messenger RNA, 3774 nt
Organism: Strongylocentrotus purpuratus (purple sea urchin)
Lineage: Eukaryota; Metazoa; Echinodermata; Echinoidea; Camarodonta; Strongylocentrotidae
Exons: 12
Coding region: 82-2856 (924 amino acids)
Source: RefSeq, a predicted model, not a curated record